AGUAUUCACUGGCCUUGUUUGGCUAUAAAUGAUAAUGGAUGCUAGUAGAAAACAUACUAGUUAAUAACCAUGAAUAGAAUGGUACAGAAUCGUCAAGAUUCGGAGCAAAAAAGUAUAUGACCAAACCGAGUAGUGAGAUCGAAAUAAUGUGGAUUAUCGAACAGUCGGGGUCCUCAGAUGUAGAUAGCCGAACGCAGUAUGAGCCGUGUUUAACAUAACCUAUAUAUUAUUUAUUUAUUAAAAAAUUUAAGUAAUUGUAAUUUUACCAUGAGUACUUUAAUUAACAAGUUUUUUGCUCAAAAAUCAGAUAAAAUUGGAAUAAUUAUGUAUGAUAAAGAUCAAAUUAUAUCAAAAACGUUUAAAGAAAUGUAUGAAAUUGCUGAAACAUUAUUUGGAGAAUUUGAGAAAAUUCUCAUAAAUUGUUAUCAUAAAUGUAUAGGCUUAAUGAUGGAAAAAAAUAUUUAUCUCCCUUCAGUAAUACUAAGCUUACACAAACUACAUUGUGCAUUUACUUAUGUAUCCUCAAAAGAUUUGGUUAAAGGUACAGACAAUCUUGAAUUAGAAUAUGUAUUAUCAUUUGAGAAUAUUGGUAAUGAAAACUUUAAAAAGAUGUAUGAAAUUAAUAUAGACAAUGAUAAAAUGAUGUUCAUUUGGAAAAAUAUCACUAUACAAAGGAAUGAAGCUUUUCGAAAUGAUAUAUUUUGUAUUAUGAAAUCUUCGGGGACUACAGGAAACAAUAAAAUUAUUGGGAUACCUUACAAUUGCAUUGAAAUGAACACUUCAAGUUUAAUCAAUGUAUUCAAUAUAACAUCCAGUGACAUAAUAUUUUGGGGCACACCACUUUCCUUCGACCCAUCUUUGAUAGAAAUGUUAAUGGGUUUAUUAAAUGGUGCGACAAUCGCUAUGGUCGCUCACCAUAUUUACAUAAACCCAGAAGUAUUAUUUGACAUUUUAUUCAAUAAAACCCAUAUAACAGUUCUUCAAAUGGUGCCUUCUGUUUUUCUAAGAUGGAAUGAUAUGGUUAUAGAGAAAAUAUUUUCCAAUACUAAAUUAAGAAUAUUAGCACUGGGCGGUGAAGUAUUUCCUAAAAGAUUAUUGGAAUUCAAAAGACAAGAUAGCUUAAGAUUGUUUAAUCUUUAUGGUGUCACCGAACUUUCUUGUUGGGCCACUGCUCAUGAAAUAACAGACGAAACUGUUGGAGAUGACGUACCUAUUGGUACUUGCUUAGAUGAUACCAUUAUAAAGGUAUAUGAUGAAAAUAAUCUAGAGAUAAACAAUGGACUAGGAGAAGCCAUGAUAGGUAGUCAAUCAAGAAAGUGUUACAUUAAUAACGAAUUAACAAAAACUGAUAUACCAAACUUUAGAAAAACAGGCGAUAUAAUUCUGAUUAAAAAUGGAAAUUUGUUUUACAAAGGUAGAAAAGACAAAGUUGUGAAACGUUUUGGUCACAAGAUCGGUCUCACCGAAAUUGAGGAAACUAUUUUCACUCAUUGUAGCCUUGUGAGCAAAUGUAUUUGGAGCAAUAAAUACAACAAAAUAUUAACUUUCGUAUUAUUAAAGGAAAUGCAAAGCAAACAUACUAAAGAUCGAAUACUGGAGAAAAUUCGUAAUAAAUUGUUGCAUAUUUUGUCUGAAGCAAGUUUCCCUGAUUAUUUUGAUUUAUUACAAAACUUUCCUUUAACUCCUCAUGGAAAAGUAGACGAAAAAAAAUUAGAAAAUUUUUAUGCUAUGAGUUUAGAUAACUUAGAAUAUGAUGUACAUAAGAUUUUCAAAGAUCUUUGGUGUAAGUACCUUGGACUUGAUACUAAACAUUUGAAUUUUUUAAAAAAUCAUAGUUUUUUGGAAUUGGGUGGAAAUUCUAUCACUGCAAUACAGUUAAUUCAAGAUUUCAAAGAUUUGACAAAUACUGAAUAUGUCGACGACUUGAGUGAAGCUCUUUUACAUGAUACUUUUUUUAAUUGCGAAGAAAUCGUAAAACGGUUUGGUAGACGUAAUAUUUUGAAAAGGACAAUGGAUGAUGAUUCAGAGAGAGAAAAAAUAAAACAAUUAAAGAAAGAAAUUAGUCAGGUUACAGUAUUAUGGAAAUACAAUCUCAAAGCUUGUGUUGAUGCCUCGCCCUUAAUUUUUAAAGAUAACAAUAAUGACGUACGGAUUGCUGUUGGUAGUUUUUGUAAUUUAUUCGCUGUCUUGGACGAAAGUGGCAAAGAAUUAUUCAAAGAAGUCCUCAGUGGUUCCAUAGAAAGCACUCCUACACUCUCACCUUGCAGGACCUACUUGUAUAUAGGAUGUUUUGAUGGGACAUUGCAUUGUAUAAAUUUUGAGGAUAAACAAAUAGUUUGGCAAUUCAAAACUAAAGAUAAGAUUAAAAGUACUCCAGUUUUUUGCAAUGAUGGUACUUCAAUAAUUGUUGGUUCUUACGAUAAACAUGUCUAUAACUUAUGUGUAGAGAACGGGUCAAUAAUUUGGAAAACGGGGGUCGAUGGAUGCGUAUGUUCAAAUAUACUGAUAGAUAAUUACUGUGUAUUUGCAACAACUACAUUCGGAAGCUGUUAUUGCUUGUCUGAAUGCAAAGGAUAUGUAAAAUGGAAGUUUACUUGUGAUAGUCCAAUUUUUGGAACACCUAGCUUAUUAUCGAAGUAUCAACAAAUAUUAGUACCGUCUGUUUUAGGUGUAAUAUACUGUCUGUCUUCAGGAAACGGGGAUUUGAUAUGGAAGUUCGAAAUUAAUAGCAAUCUGUUUUCAUCAUUAGUAUGUUUUCAAAACACUGUAGUUUUUGGUUGUCACGAUAAAAAUAUUUAUAUAUUAGAAGUGUGUGGAGAUACAUAUAAAUCAGUCAAGAGUUUUUCUACCGAUUCUAAAAUAUCAUCAACUCCGCUUAUAUAUCACAAUAAUGAUGUUACCGUUGUCGUCGGUAUUUCUAAUAGGGGUACAAUUUAUUUCAUAGAUUUCGAAACAUUAGUUCUUUUAAAAAAAGGUAGUUUACCAGAAGAAGUUUUCUCAUCUCCUGUACAGUAUCAAAAUAACAUAUAUGUAGGAUGUAGAGACAAUAACUUAUAUUGCUUGACAUUUUAAUUGAGUAAAAUCACCUCUAUGAAAUUGGCUUACUGAUUUAAUUAUUUUAAAAUUUCGUUGAUGCUAAUCGAUAGAAAUGAUAAGAGAGAAAAGAAAAAUUGUUAGAGAGUAAUUAACGAGUGAUUUUUUUGCUGGUAUCUUUUUGGCAACACUGUUUUUGACAGAUCACGCGUGAAUCGUGUCUUGUGUCGUUGUCAAACUUGUUCAGUUAGGUCUAUUUUUUAAUCAUGAUUCGACUUACGAACGAACAAAUUAUUGAAUUUUACUAUCAAAAUUCAUACUCGGUCAAGAGCGUGGGUCGCGCACUUCCAAUUUAUAGGCAGUUUGGUCGGCCUACUGAAGGAACUAUUCGGAAGCUUGUGACUAAGUUUCGAACCCAGUUUACACUAUUGCGGCUGUAUCCACAAGUGUUACUGAUGACCGUGAAAUGUCGUUCGCAGCAAUUGGGUCUCUGUUACUCCACUACGUAGGAAAUUUUGCGAAAGUAUUUGGGUGUAAAACCUUAUAAAAUAUGGCUGGUGCAAGAAUUGAUGCCACAUGAUAUCUCACAACGCCUAACAUUUGGUGAAUGGGCGCUGGCAAAGUUGGAGAGAGACCCACUUUUUUAUCGACAAAUUGUGCUCAGCGACGAUUCUCGUUUCUGGUUGAAUGGAUACGUCAACAACAACAGCAUAAUUGCCGCAUCUGGAGUAAAGACCAGCCAGAAACACUGCAAGAGCUACCAAUGAAUUCCGAGAAAAGUCACUGUUCGGUGUGGAUUUUGGGCCGGUGGCAUCAUCGGCUUCUUCAAAAGCGACGAUGGUCGGAACGUUACUGUGAAUGGCGAGCGCUACCGUGUGAUGAUUGACGAUUUUUUUGCCCAAAAUGGAAGAAUUGGAAUGUCUGACAUGUGGUUUCAACAAGACUGUGCCACAUGCCAUACAGCACGCGAAACAAUGACCAAAUUGAGAGCCGCCUUUGGUGAACACUUCAUCUCACGUUUGGAGCCCAUCAAUUGGCCGCCUAGAUCGUGUGAACACCUUUGGACUAUUUCUUGUGGGGCCAUGUUAAGGUUAAUGUCUACAGGGAUAAAUCAGCAAAGAUUGAGUGGAAGCCAAUAUUGAAGCAUUUAUUCGUGAAAUACCGGCCAAUAUGUUGGAGAGAGUAUGCCAAAAUUGGACCUUGUACAUGGACUAUCUAAAGCGGAGCCACGGCCAAAUUUGCAUGAAAUCUUCAAACAUUAAAUUAUACUGAUCGUUCUAUUGACUCUAAUAAAGAUUUCAUCAAU
This is a messenger RNA of Diorhabda carinulata, 4339 nucleotides long. RefSeq names its product beta-alanine-activating enzyme. Lineage: Eukaryota; Metazoa; Arthropoda; Insecta; Coleoptera; Chrysomelidae. Gene Ontology annotation, biological process: amino acid activation for nonribosomal peptide biosynthetic process. The transcript is spliced from 6 exons. Gene Ontology annotation, molecular function: protein binding. The record is from RefSeq and is a predicted model, not a curated record. Bases 268 to 3072 code for a protein of 934 amino acids.